Molecule: messenger RNA, 555 nt
Organism: Nerophis lumbriciformis (worm pipefish)
Lineage: Eukaryota; Metazoa; Chordata; Actinopteri; Syngnathiformes; Syngnathidae
Source: RefSeq, a predicted model, not a curated record
AUGAAGGAAGCGGCUCUACUGCUUUCAACCUGUCUGCUCUUCUCCCUUUUGCCGAGCCCCAUUCAAGCAGCCAGACAAGGGCAGGACAUCCGGUGUGGAGCCUGCAGAGCUCUGGUGGACGAGAUGGAGUGGGCCAUCUCGCAGGUCGAUCCCAGGAAAAUGAUCCAGACCGGCUCGUUUCGAAUCAACCCGGACGGCAGUCAGUCCGUCAGGGAGGUUCCUUUAGCGCGCUCCGAAGGAAACCUCCUGGAGCUGAUGGAAACUGUGUGCGAGAGGAUGGAGGACUACGGCGAGCGCACGGACGCCGUGAAUAACAGGAAGUCCUACAUUAGGAUCAAAUCUCGCAACGGCGAAGCCACCGACCUCUCGGAGGCGACGUUGGAUUCCAGAGUCACCGCCAGUUUAAAAUUUGCAUGCGAAGCUAUCGCCGAGCAACACGAAGACGAACUCGUCGAGUUCUUCUCGCACGAGACGGAAAAUGUCAAAGACAAACUCUGCAGCAAGAGAACAGACCUUUGUGACCACGCUCUGAAAAUCCCGCACGAUGAACUUUGA